This is a messenger RNA of Chlorocebus sabaeus (green monkey), 567 nucleotides long. Its product is annotated as putative ankyrin repeat domain-containing protein 20A5. NCBI's taxonomy places the organism in Eukaryota, Metazoa, Chordata, Mammalia, Primates, Cercopithecidae. The record is from RefSeq and is a predicted model, not a curated record.
UUUGGCUUUGCUAGGCUCACUUGGUCUGAAAGGUUGGAGGCUGUGAGUGUCACUGCUGAAGGAUGUGGUGGACCGGGCUGGAUUGCGGAUUUUGGAGUAGAUCACAGAAUUGCAUUCGCAGAUUGGAGCUUGGAUCACGGAUUUGGGGUUAGAUCAAGUAUUUGGGGUUGGAUAGGGGAUUUGGAGCUGGGUUGGUGGGGUUGGAGGGGGUUGGUGGUGGUGAAAAUGUGACAGGUGGUGAAAAUGUGACAGGGAACUGCCCCGCUUAAGAGCCGGUGGUUGGGGGUCUGAGAAGAACUCACCACCAUGAAGUCAUUCGACUUUGGGAGCCACAGAGGCCAGAGGGUCCUGAGCUCCAUAGGCCACAUCUACACGUGUUCUGGGUACCGAAUCUGGGACGCUGAACUGCAGAAGAUCCAGAGGGUGGCUGUCAAGUGUGAUACCGGGGAAGUGGAGCGCUGCCUGGUGUGCUGGAGUGGAGACCAGGACCAGCAGCACAGCAGCGUGUCCCCAAGAAAGUGUCAGAGCCUUUACCUGGACCUUCCCAUGAAAAAGAAAACAGAAUAG